This is a messenger RNA of Mus pahari (shrew mouse), 2190 nucleotides long. RefSeq names its product serine protease inhibitor A3M. Lineage: Eukaryota; Metazoa; Chordata; Mammalia; Rodentia; Muridae. Gene Ontology annotation, molecular function: serine-type endopeptidase inhibitor activity. Bases 123 to 1478 code for a protein of 451 amino acids. The transcript is spliced from 5 exons. Gene Ontology annotation, biological process: negative regulation of endopeptidase activity. The record is from RefSeq and is a predicted model, not a curated record.
AAUAGGCAUCACUGUUCACUGGGGAGAUGCCAGGCAAGCCGACAACCCUAAACGUAUGAGUCAGCUAUCACCGAGGCUGUUAGCUGGCUGGUAUCAGCUCUGCAGCCUGAAGAGCAGAGAAGAUGGCCUUCAUUGCAGCUCUGGGGCUCUUGAUGGCUGGGAUCUGCCCUGCUGUCCUCUGCUUCCCAAAUGGCACAUUGGGAAUGGGCACUGCAGUGCAAGAAGACCAUGACAUUAGAACACAACUGGACCGUCUCACAUUGGCCUCCGUCGACACUUCAGAUGACACAUGGGAAAUAGACAUUCUAUUCCAUGAAGAUGAAGAAAGUGGGAUACCAGAUGACAGUCUCACAUUGGCCUCCAUCAACACUGACUUUGCCUUCAGCCUCUACAAGAAGCUGGCUUUGAAGAAUUCAGAUAAAAAUAUUUUCUUCUCCCCACUUAGCAUCUCAGCUGGCUUGGCCGUCGUGUCCCUGGGAGCAAAGGGCAAGACCCUGGAAGAGAUUCUAGAAGGUCUCAAGUUCAAUCUCACAGAGACCUCUGAAGCAGACAUCCACCAGGGCUUUGGGCACAUCAUACAGAGGCUCAGCCAGCCAGGAGACCAGGUAUUGAUCAGUACAGGCAAUGCCCUGUUUGUUGAAAAGCACCUGCACAUCCUGACAGAGUUCAAGGAGAAGGCAAGGGCUCUGUACCAGGCUGAGGCCUUCACAGCUGACUUCCAGCAGCCUCAUGAGGCCAAAAAGCUCAUCAAUGACUAUGUGAGCAAUCAGACCCAGGGGAUGAUCAAGGAACUGAUGUCAGAACUGGAUGAGAGGACAUUGAUGGUGCUGGUGAAUUACAUCUACUUUAAAGGCAAAUGGAAGAUAUCCUUUGAUCCCCAGGACACAUUUGAGUCUGAGUUCUACUUGGAUGAGAAGAGAUCUGUGAAGGUGCCGAUGAUGAAAAUGAAGUUCCUGACCACACGCUACUUCCGGGAUAAGAAGCUGUCCUGCUCUGUGGUGGAGCUGAAGUACACAGGAAAUGCCAGUGCCCUGUUCAUCCUCCCUGACCAGGGUGGGAUGCAGCAGGUGGAAGCCAGCUUACAACCAGAGACCCUGAGGAAGUGGUGGAAAUCCUUGAAGUUCAGGAAAAUAGGUGAGCUCUACCUGCCCAAGUUCUCCAUCUCUUCUGACUACAGCCUGAAGGACAUCCUUCCAGAGCUGGGGAUUAAGACAAUCUUCUCCAACCAAGCUGACCUGUCUGGGAUCACAGGAACCAAGGACCUGAUACUGUCUCAGGUGGUGCACAAGGCUGUGCUGGAUGUGGCUGAGACAGGCACAGAGGCAGCUGCUGCCACAGGGUUCAUUUUUGGCUUUCGUACUAAAAGAAUACAACCAAUAACUCUGCGUUUCAACAGGCCAUUCCUGAUGGUUAUCUCUCACACAGGUGUUCAGUCUACCCUCUUUAUGGCCAAAGUCAUUAACCCCAAGAGGACUUAAAGCUCCCCAAGUUCUCAUGAUUCUGCCCAGGACCCUGGGAUGUAGUCCACAUGUGGAUCUCUGUAUACAUCCUGGUAUUCAUGCUCUGAUUGGCUGUUGCAAAGUUGACUUAGACAGUGACAUUGACUAUUUCUGUGGCUCCCACAUGCUCAGGAGCCUUUGGACUGUCAGUGUCAGGCUCUCGGGCCUCUUGGGAGCAUCUGUGCAUGUUUCUAAACCUGGAGUCUGUCUUUAUUCUUCUUCCCAGGUGACUCUUCUUUACAUAUCCUUAUCCCAAACCUAGGCAUUGGCAAAUACACAGAGUUACAGUAUAGGCUCUGAGCACAUCUGCCUUCAGCUUGUACAGUCUUGAUGGGACAAUGCUGGCCUCUGGGCCAACCCAUGAGAAUCAGGCCCAGGAAUGAGAGGGGAAUUUGCUGCACUGAAUGUCAUUCCAGCAUCUGAGAAGUCCUGGUGCCAUGCUCUUAGGUUAUACUUUCCCUUUGCAGGCUUUGUCACUCUGUGCCCCUUUCAGGAUCCCCUGACCCUGCCUACAUCUGGCACAGUUGGAGCCAAAACUCCUGCAGCUGCAUGGGGCUGGGGGUCAGACCAGCUUCUCUCCCCCUGGCACUCCUACUCAGCCUCUCUCUAAUUUCCCAGCUGACCAACCUCACACAAAAGAUGAACACCACCAACCAAAAUAGCAAAGGAUCAAUAAACAUAUACCUGCACA